This is a messenger RNA of Vitis riparia (riverbank grape), 1756 nucleotides long. Its product is annotated as linamarin synthase 2-like. The transcript is spliced from 2 exons. Gene Ontology annotation, molecular function: UDP-glycosyltransferase activity. Bases 86 to 1537 code for a protein of 483 amino acids. NCBI's taxonomy places the organism in Eukaryota, Viridiplantae, Streptophyta, Magnoliopsida, Vitales, Vitaceae. The record is from RefSeq and is a predicted model, not a curated record.
UCCAUAAGCACCAAAAAAUAUGGGAAGCCUUCACCAUCCUUGAUUUCCUAGCUGGCCCAUUUCAAUACCUUUGCUGAAAACAUUGAUGGACUCCAUUAAUGGAGCUAGAAAGCCUCAUGCAGUCUGUGUUCCAUAUCCAACACAAGGCCAUGUGACCCCUAUGCUGCAAUUGACCAAGCUCCUACAUACAAGAGGUUUCCACAUAACCUUUGUCAACACUGAGUACAACCAUAGGCGCUUGCUGCGGUCCCGGGGACCAAAUGCCGUUAAGGGCUUACCAGAUUUUCGAUUCGAGACCAUACCGGAUGGACUGCCACAAUCAGACCGUGAUGCAUCACAAGAUAUUCCAUCACUUUGUGAUUCGACCCGGAAGACUUGUUUGCCACCAUUUAAAGAUCUAUUAGCUAAGAUCGCUUCAUCCUCGGAAGUGCCUCCAGUUACAUGCAUAAUUUCAGAUGGAGUGAUGAGCUUUGCCAUAAAAGCAGCCAAGGAAUUGGGCAUUCCGGGGUUCCAACUUUGGACUGCCUCUGCAUGUGGCUUCAUGGGAUAUCUAAGCUAUCGUGAGCUCAUUAGAAGAGGAAUUGUUCCAUUCAAAGAUGAGAGCUAUGCUACUGAUGGCACUCUGGAUGCGCCUAUUGAUUGGAUUCCGGGUAUGCCCAACAUGCUGCUCAAGGACAUACCAACCUUUCUCAGGACCACUGAUCUCAAUGACAUCAUGUUCGAUUUCUUGGGAGAGGAAGCUCAAAAUUGCUUAAAGGCAACGGCCGUAAUCAUCAACACUUUUGAUGAAUUGGAACAUGAAGUCUUGGAGGCCCUCAAGUCCAAGUGCCCUAAACUUUACACUGCGGGCCCUCUUUCCUUGCAUGCUAGGCAUCUGCCCGAAAGCCCUUUCAAGCAUCAUAGCUCAAGCCUAUGGAAGGAAGACCAUAACUGUAUUGAAUGGCUUGAUAAGAGGGAACCCAACUCAGUCGUGUACGUAAAUUAUGGGAGCAUAACAACUAUGACAGACCAACACCUGAUUGAGUUUGCAUGGGGGCUGGCUAAUAGCAGACACCCCUUUUUGUGGAUACUUCGAUCUGACGUGGUGGGCAGGGACACUGCAAUCUUGCCUGAAGAGUUCUUAGAGGAGACCAAGGAUAGAGGACUAGUAGCAAGUUGGUGCUCGCAGGAUAAAGUGCUUUACCACCCAUCUGUAGGUGUUUUUCUAUCUCACUGUGGGUGGAAUUCUACCACUGAAAGUAUUUGUGGUGGUGUGCCUCUCAUGUGUUGGCCUUUCUUUGCUGAGCAAGUCACAAAUGCCCGGUAUGCAUGCACAAAAUGGGGGAUGGCCGUGGAGGUGAACCAGGAUGUAAAGCGCCAUGAGAUUGAAGCACUUGUUAAGGAAGUGAUGGAAGGGGAGAAAGGGAAGGAAAUUAAGAAAAAUGCUAUGGAAUGGAAGAGGAAAGCAUUAGAAGCAACUGAUGUUGGAGGAUCGUCUUACAAUAAUUUUGAAGGAUUCAUUAAGGAGGUCCUCCAAAACCAUAGUGAUUACCAGUAAUUGAUAAACCAUUGGUGGCAACUGAUUUCAGUGCUAGAGGAGUUGCAGUGAGUGUUUUAAUAAUUUUAAAAAUUGUACUUCCCCCACCUUUGUUUGUAUCCUUCUCUUAUGGCACUGCUACACUCUCAUACUCCUGAUUCUGGGGAUAUCACACAAUCUGAAGGUAUAAAUUACUUUCCCCACUAUUAAUUUCUUCAUAUUAUAAAUUAAUUUUUAUAA